Messenger RNA from Melospiza georgiana, 1194 nucleotides. RefSeq names its product exonuclease 3'-5' domain containing 1 (gene EXD1). The record is from RefSeq and is a predicted model, not a curated record. Lineage: Eukaryota; Metazoa; Chordata; Aves; Passeriformes; Passerellidae.
AUGUCAGUGAAGAACUUGGAAACUGGCAGAAGUGCUCCAGGAUUAAGGAUAAUUUUUGGUCAUGGAAUAGUCAAUGGUGAGGUUUGCUUACUGAACAAACAAGCAGACACAGAACCAGCAGACUGUGGCCCAUGGAGUUCUCCCUAUGUUUCCUUAGAAAGCCAUCUCAGGGCUUCAGAUAGCUCAAAAUAUAUCAAAUAUCAGUCAUUGUUAAGUCUUGACUGUAUGAAAAAGGUAGAGCUGAAAGUUGCCACCCAAAGCAGUCCCAAAGUUCUCCUCCCUGCCCUGAUGGGGGUUGAGGGGAGUGACCUUACAGCUGGCAUGGGAUUUAAUUUGUGGCUGGGAUUAAACCACAACAAUAACUGGUUUCAUCUGCACUGGGAUACACAGGAGAAUCUUGAUAUAUGGUCCUUGAGACCCUUCCUAGCUUCUCUGCCUGAAGCAUUUGCUCUGAAAGCUAAGUACCUUGUGCUGCUCCACUCAUCUCUAAUGGAUAACUUGAUGUCUGACCUAACAACUUAUUUAAAUGCUUAUUAGACUGGGUCUGGAGAUCACUUUGUGAGCACAAAGGUAGCCCAUUUGGAGCUGCCAGAGGAGCUGUAUCAGCUGGCAGAAAUACAGAAACUGAGAAGGGAGAAAGUAAUAGAAGACUACAGAAUGAAUGAGGAUGGUCUUUUGAUCCAACCAGCCGUGGAAUUUAAUAGAGGGAAACAAUCCACAGAGGAUAGAAACUACAGAGAUGAUGGUGAUUGCUUUCCCACAAAAAAAAAAAAAAAAGGCAAAAAAGCAGGGUCUCAAAACACAUCCUUCAACAAUCAAGGAUGUACUUUGUCAAAGCAGAGCUUGAAAAUCAAAUUCAUAUGGUAAAAUCUGUGGGAGGACCUUAAACUGACCUCAAUCAGACUGUAUGAAUUUGAUUUCUGACACAGGUGAUUUGAUGAGCUUAGAUUGGAUGUUUGGAGACAUCCAAGUGAAAAAAAGAGGCUGCUCCCCUUGCAGAGGUGUCCAACAAAAGCUCCUGACUUUACAAUGACAGGUAAUUCAACAUUCCACUGUUGAAUGGAAAUAACGAUGGUCUGUCUUUUGGAGGAAAUUCCUGCUGUGUCUGACUGUUCUUCUCCUCGUCUAUUUUUGAGAUCCAUUUUUUCCCGAGAGCUAUUUUUGAUUUUAGAAGAGUGACUUUUCUUUUUCUUG